Molecule: messenger RNA, 6741 nt
Organism: Eimeria acervulina
Lineage: Eukaryota; Apicomplexa; Conoidasida; Eucoccidiorida; Eimeriidae
Exons: 4
Coding region: 1-6741 (2246 amino acids)
Source: RefSeq, a predicted model, not a curated record
AUGCGCUGUCUGCCGAGUGGGCCCUUCAUUGUCUCCGAUGAAGGCCGCGAGGCGUCAGAGUCGUUUGCUUCUCUGUCUCCCCCGUCUCCGUUUGCUGCAAGGGGUGCUGCUUCUGCUGCUGCUGCAGCAGCAGCAGCAGCAGCAGAUAGGCCCUUUCUGCCUCUCUACCCUACGCAAGCCUCCCCAGCAGACUCGGGGGCCCCCCCCCAUGCUCGCAGUACAGCAGCUGAACUGAACUUCAGGGGCCCCCAGGGGCCCCCCUAUUCCGUUGGGGGCCCCUUCUUUGUGAAGGAGAUAGGGGGCCUCCAAGUGUCUCCAAACGACAGAAAAAAGAGACACCCAGACACUCAAUCUAUUCGAGGAGACAGCCUAUACCCUGCUGCAGCUUCAGCUCUUCUAGGGCCCCCAAUGGGGCCCCCAAAGGGCCCCCUGGGGCCCCCAAGGUGCUCUCCGGAGGCCUGGGGGGCCCCAGUCCCUAGGGGUCCCUUUUCAAGUGUCUCCUUUGAGGGCCCCUAUGAGGCUGCAGCAGCAACUACUGCAGCAGCAGCACCAGCAGCAGCAACAGCAGCAGCAGAAGCAGAGGGUACCUGCAACUCCAAAUCAGUCAGGAAGAGAAGAGAAGACAGAGAGGAAGAGGGGGCCCCUUUAAAGGGGGGCCCCUCAAAUGAUGAGAGACGCAGCAGCGCCCGCAGAGACAGCGAGACACCUGAGCUCUUCUUUAUGAAUGAACACAAAAGUGCAGCACCAAAAAACCUCAGAAGGAGAAGGGCAAAAGGCUUAGUUACUUCGGUAGCGUAUUUAAGAGAUAUGAGGAUAAUUCGCCGCGUUGCUGCUGCUGCUGCUGCUGCUGCUGCUGCUGCACCUGCUCCUGCUGCAGCAGCAGCUCCAAGCAGCCGCCGCGGCCGCGGCCGCCGCAGCAGCAGCAGCGCCGCAAGGAGGAAGGGUUCUGUAGGGGUUGCUGAUGCAGCGAAAUUGGGGUGUUUGAGCUCUGCUGCAGCUGCUGCAACAGCUGCAGCAGGAGAGCAGGGGGCAGCAGCAAGGAGACAAGGAGGCAGAGGGAAGCAGCGGCAUAAGAGGGGGGCCCCCGAAGAGACAGAAGAGACAGAAAAGAAGACAGAUAAAGCUGCAGCAAAUGACAUGUCUCCAGAGACACUCUGGGCCCCCAUUCCCUCGCUGCUGCGCAUUAUCGCAAGAGCAACAAGAAAAACUCCUUUCUUCUCUCUCCUCCACAAGCAGCAGCAGCAGCAGCAGCAGCAGCAGCGGCAGCAGCGGCAGCUGCAGCUGCAGCAGCAGCAGCAGGAGCCAGAACAACAGUCUAUAGAAUUGCAACAGCAGCAAACAGUGCACAAGGCCGGAGACUUCCUCGGAUCUCCAAGCAUUCGGACCGGCAGCAGCAGCAGCAGCAGCAGCAGCAGCAGCAGCAGCAGCAGGGCAAACGAGGCAGUAAGAAAAGAGUUCGUGCUGCAGAAGGGCCUCCAAGACAGCACAAAAAAACUCAGAGGAAUGAGACCCCCCGAAGGAGACAGCUGCGUCUCUCUGUCUCCUUGCAGCUCCAUGUCUCCUCCUCGCCGCCUCCGCAGGCAGACCACACAAAUAGUGUACCCACCAGCAGCAGCAGCAGCUGCUGCUGCUGCUGCUGGGGCUGCUGCUGCAGCUGCUGCUGCAGGGACAACAGCAGCAACCGCGGAAACCUGGGGUGUCUGCACAGCCCGCAUUAGUCGCAGCUUCACAGCAACGCUGUCUAUCAGCAGAAGCAGCUCCCGCCUUCUACCUGCUGCAGCAGCGAAAGCAGCAGCAGCAGCAGCAGCAGCAGGAGCAGCAGCAGCAGAGACUGAAGGGGGAGCAGCAAAGCACGAAGAAAAUUUGAUUGUCUCCAAGUACUGGCGGGAGUCAGCAGCAACCCAAAUACAAAUAAACACAGAACGCCACCCUGAAUCUGCUGCUGCUGCUGCUGCUGCUGCUGCUGCUGGUCGGUCAGUCUCUUGGGAGAGCCAACAGCAGCAGGGAAGAACUCUUAUCAGCAAUAGCGUCACACAGGAGGAAGGGGAGUGCAGCAGCAGCAGCAGCAGCAGCAGCAGCAGCAGUAGCAGCUUCACAACAGAAUUUCAUUCGUCUACUGCUGCAUAUCUCCCCCUUGCUGCUAUAGCGUCUCCUGAUACUACUGCAGUGUCUCCUGCUGCUGCUGCUGCUGCUGCAGUGUCUCCGCUUGGAAAGGGCUCUUCUCGUGCAGCAGCAGGAGAGGAGUUGCUCAAUAGUCAGCGAGCUGCAGCAGCAGCAGCAGCAGCAGAGCAGGAGACAGCAGCUGCAGCAGCAUCAACAGCAACAACCGAUCCAAUGAAAUCCGCAGCAGCAGCAGCAGCAGCAGAGGCAGCAGCAGCAGAGGAAGACACCCGAGGAACAGCAAAGGCGCUGCGACUAAUCGCAGCCUACAGAGCGAAGACUCUGGGGCUCGUGGGCGUCUCCGAAGAGCCUCGAUGCAUGCAGCAGCAGCAGCAGCAACAGCAGCGGCAGCAAGAGCAAGAGCAGCAGCAGACCAGAAGCAGCAGCAGCAAGAGGAGCAGCAGCGACAGCAAGCGAAAGCGAAAGCAACAGCAACAGCAGCAGCAACAAGGUGUCCCUCCAAGUGCUGUUUUGAAGCUAAGGCCCAGGCGGUGCUGCGCCCUCUCCACCGGCAGCCCUUCCACCGAGCAGCAGCAGCAGCAGCAGCAGCAGCAGCAGCAGCAGCAACCUCAGCUGCACAAGCAGCAGCAGCUGCUUGAGGAGGAGCAGCAAAAACCAGAUGAAUCUUUUGUCUCGACAGUAGCAGCAGCAUCAGCAGCAACCUCAGGAAGACGCCUAUUGAAGGCCCCGCAAGAGGCUACCGGAUCUGCUGGAGGAGAUGCUGCCGCUGCAGCAGCAGCAACAGCAACAGCAGCAGCAACAGCAGCAGCAGCAGCAGCAGCAGCGAAGGAGGCUGAAGUGCCUGUGAAGACCAAAGAUGCCUCCCGGUCCCCCUUUAUUCAAUUAAGACGCCCCUCAGGUGACGGAGACAGUCGUGAAUCUAGGAUCGCUGCUGCUACUGUUGCUGCUGCUGCUGCUGCUGUUGAGCCCCUUAUGGCGGUGGCUCGCCAGCAGCAGCAGCAGCAGCAGCAGCAGAGACAGCUGCUGCUGGCGAAGAGGAGCAGCAAGGCUCCUAUACGCAGUAGGAGCGUAAGAACGAGAAUCCGGAGCCACAGCGAAGACCUCCGGGUUGCAGCAGCAGCAGCAGCAACGACAGCAGCAGAACUAGCUGCAGCAGCAACAGCGGCAGCAGAGAAAAAGGAAUUGACGUCGGCAGAUGGAAGCAGGGCAGCAAAUGCAGCACCUCAGACAGAGGCGCCUGCAGCAACAGAGGCAGCAGCAGCGGCAAAGCCAACACAGGUUGCAGCAGCAGGGGCAGCUGGUGCAGCGGCAGCAGCAGCAGCAGCAGCAACACCGGAAACAACAGGAGCUGCACUUAGUAGCUGCGGGAGUAGCAGCAUCGACGGCAACCCCAGCAGCAGCACCCGCAGCAGCACUAGCAGCAGCAGCAGCAACAACAACAGUGAUGGGGGCAUCGAAAUGAACAGCAGCAACGCGAGCAGCAGCAGCCGCAGUCGCCACUGCAUGCAGCAGCAGCACAGCAAACCAGAUAGCAGCCCAGGCCUUGAGAGAGUACAACAACCCCACCUGUCUGCUGCCAGCUCGAGUGGGGGGCCCCACACCCCACAGCAGCAGCAAAGAUCAGCAGCAAAGAGGAAGACACGCCGUGUCAAUUUGCUGGAGCGCCACCGCCUGCUGCAGCAACAGCAGCAGCAGCAGCAGCAGAAGCAGGGGCUGCAGGUGUUGAAUCAAGCAGCAGCGGCAACAGCAGCGCCUCAAGCUGCAGCGUAUGCCUCGCUCUGCUGCAGUGCUGCUGCUGCAACGCAGGAGGCAGCAGGAAGCAAGCGAAGAGAGAGACAAAAGAGCAGCAGAAACAGCAACAACAGCAGCAGCAGCACCACCACCACCUCCACCACCACCAUCAACUCUUCUUUAGAGGCGCAGAGACAAAUAUCAAGUGCUGCAGCAACAGAAGCAGCAGCAGCAGCAGCAACCCGCCUGAGUGCUGCUUGCAGGCUAUCGUUUAACGGGGGGCCCCCACAGGGGGCCCCUUCAGAGGCUUCCCAGGGGCCCCCGGGGCCCCAGGGGCCCCUGAGUUCAUGUGAUACGUUGGGGUGUCUACAUUCAAGAGACAAAGCAAGGAUUAAGAGGAGGCGGGGAGACCCGCAGCACUCCCUGCGGCUGUAUAUGCAUGCAGCUAUCCGACAGCAGCGGCUGCAGCAGCUAAAGCAGCAGCUCGAAAGAGAAGAGACUGAGAGACUGCAGCAGGAGGCCUUCAAGCUGCGCCCUAAGCCAGUGCCCAGGCACACAUACAGACGGCUCUACCCUCCUUCAAAUCAGGGGGCCCCCUCACCAUGCCGCACUUGCUGCGGUAUCCCCAGGGGGCUCCCGGGGGCCCCCUUAGCCCAGGGGGCCCCAGGGGCCCCUAUAACCCAGGGGCCCCCAGGGGCCCCUAUAACCCAGGGGGCCCAAGGGGCCCCUAUAUCCCAGGGGGCCCCGGGGGCCCCGUUAGUUCAGGGGGCCCAAGGGGCCCCGGGGCCCCUGGGGGCCCCAUUGUUGUUGAAGGCGGCUGCUGAAGGAUCUGUGAGGUCCUCCGUCAGGCGAGAAGGAAAGGGGCCCUCAACGUACACCAUAUACAAAGGAAGAGAGGAGGGGGGUUGUGGGGCAGCCACACUGGAUGGGGUGUAUGUACAGAUGCAGCAACAGCUGCAGCAGGUGCAGCAGCAGCAGCAGCAGGAAGCAACACCCACUUUCGCCCGAAGUUGGGGGAAGAAGCAGCAGCUAAAAGCUCUGCUGCUGCAGCUGCUGGCCGAAGAAGCAGAAGACCCCCCGCUGCUGCUCCACAACAGCAGCAGCAGGCAGCAAACCACAAACACUGCAGCACCUGCAGCAUCAGCAAGAGCAGCAGCUUAUGCAGCAGAGCCGCAGCAGCAGCAGCAGCAGCAGUCCUUCCAACACGGCAAAGUCCCUGCCACUCAGCAGCAGCAGCUGCUGCGCCGCCAGCAGCAGCAACAGCUGCUGCAUCUGGGCGGAGCUGCGCCUGGUACUGCACCUGCAGCACCAGCAGCAGCAGCAGCAGCUGCUGCUGCUGCUGCUGAGUGGGUGCCUGUAGAGCGCUGGACGCUGCCUCAGCCAAAAGAUAUACCAGCGAAUUUUCUGUCAAGAGACAGCUUAAAGAGAGACGCCUUUGCGGUGUCUCUGAGUCUGCGGCAGCGGCAGCAGUCCCUGAGACAAUGUAGCUCUGCUGCUGCUGCUGCUGCUGCUGCUUCUGCUGCAGCUAGAAAGCAGCUGCUGCGCGCAGCAGCAGCAGCACCAAUAGCAGCAGCAACAACACCAAUAGCAGCAGCAGCAGCGACAGCAUCAGCUGGUGGGAGGCCAGCGGCAGCUUUCCGUGCUGCUGCUUCCCUCCACCGCUCGGUCGCCCCAUCAACGGAGGCUUCAUCUGCUGCUGCUGCUGCUGCUGCUGCUGCUGCUUUGAGCCACCGGAGCUUCAGCAGUGCGGCCACUGCUGCCUCCAACAGCACAGCAGCAGCAGAAGCUGCAGCAGAGGCAUCAGGGAGACAGACAGCGGCUUGCCGACCCAAGAGAGCAUCUACUCCUGCUCCCUUUGUCUGCGGCAGCACCCGCAGCAGCCACAAUGUGCUGCUGCAGCAAUCCGCUGCAGCAGCAGCAGCAAGACUUGCUGCUGGCACCAGCAGCAAGCAUUUCAGGAGGUCCCAAAGCACGGGCGCCCUGUUGUCUAAGGCCCCUACCACAGACAUGCAGCAGCAGCAGCAGCAGCAAAAGCAACAACAGCAGCAAAGGAAGCAACAGCAGAAAAAGCAGCAGCAGGAAAGGAGUGCAGCAGCAGCGUCUACAAGGCAGCCUCAGUCGCAGCUCAAGCGCAGUCCAGGGGGCCCUGUCCGCACCUCUUGCAGCCAGCGCAUGCAGCAGCAGCAGCAACAGCAACAAGCAGCAGCAGCAACAGCAGCAGCAGAAAGUUUGCUGCUCUCUGUGGAGGCGGCUUCAGCGGAGGCCGAAGCAGAGGCAGCAGCAACAGCAGCAGCAGCAGCAGAACUGCAGUCAGCCCAGCGGCGAGCAGCAAUGGAGUUGUUAUCUCUUUGGGGGCCAUCUCCUCUAGAAGACGCAGAUUACUAUGAAGCACAAGCUUGGGACCCCCAGGGGGCCCCAUGGGGGGGCCCCCAGGGGGCCUCAUCUGGGGGCCCCCAAGGGGCCUCAUCUGGGGGCCCCCAAGGGGCCUCAUCUGGGGGCCCCCAAGGGGACUCGUUGUCAGGGGGCCCCUAUGGGACCUCGUCGUUAGGGGGCCCCCACGGGGCCUCACGGGGGGGCCCCCAAGGGGGCCCCACAAGGGGAGACUACUGUGCGCGAGUUAACAAAGAGAAGGCCUUGGAGGCAGGUAACGGGCAGGACAAAGAUAGAGCGCCGCAGCGGCAACAGCAGCAGCAGCAGCAGCAGCAGCGGCAACAGCAACAGCAGCUCAGCGUACACUCCAGGCUGCAUACCACCGCCAGCUCCUGCGAUUUGCUGCUGGAAGAGCGCCUGGGCAGAGGUGCAGAUACACCCGAGAGAACAAAACAAAUAAAUAAAGAAAUGUCUCGCUGCUAUCAGUGGGAGGGACCUUGGGGGGGCGAGUAUUUGUAA